Messenger RNA from Nothobranchius furzeri (turquoise killifish), 1322 nucleotides. It is a transcript of the gene nus1, whose product is annotated as NUS1 dehydrodolichyl diphosphate synthase subunit. The record is from RefSeq and is a predicted model, not a curated record. Gene Ontology annotation, cellular component: dehydrodolichyl diphosphate synthase complex; endoplasmic reticulum membrane. Gene Ontology annotation, molecular function: ditrans,polycis-polyprenyl diphosphate synthase [(2E,6E)-farnesyl diphosphate specific] activity. Lineage: Eukaryota; Metazoa; Chordata; Actinopteri; Cyprinodontiformes; Nothobranchiidae.
CCAUCAAACACCGAACAAGAGGAAGAAGAAGAAACAAAGAUGGCGGCGAACGGAGAGAGCAGCUAGAAUGGCUAACACGCAUCGAGCUAACUGAUGUGAGCUCUGCUCCGGCCGCAUCGUUUAGGACUCGCUGGGACACCCAGCAGCAGCCAUGGUGCUGCUGUACGGCCUGUUAUGGCGGUUCCUUCUGUUUCUGGUUCACGUCAAGAGGGCAGCUGUUGCCUGGAUGCGGGUCCGUCUCCGGAGCUGGAGAGUCCGUCUCUGGGAGCGGACAAUAGCCGCUCUCUUUUUGCCGGUGUCCGUGUCUGAGUUCCCGAACUACCAGAAGAAGACGACUCUUAAUCAGAAUGCCAACCGUCUCUCCGGGAACCGAACCGGGACCAACCCGUCCCGCCCUUUGGCUGACGGGAAGGCUCUGGAGAAGUUGCCGGUGCACGUUGGCUUAAUGGUGGCGGAGGAGGAGCUGAGCUACACGGACAUAGCCAGCCUGGUGGUGUGGUGUAUGGCCAUCGGUGUGUCAUAUGUCAGCGUCUACGACAAUAACGGCGUUUUCCAGAAGAACAGCUCCCACCUGCAGGAGGAGAUACUGAGGCAGCAGCAGAAACUGGUGGGUGCUGAUGAAUCCAAACAUAGCGUGGAGUUACUGAACACCGACCAAGACCAGCACUUUGUGGUGUCCUGCCGGCCCAUGCUGAAGGUGUUGUCCCCCGAGGACGGGAAGCACAGCAUUGUCCAGGCAGCAAGAAAGCUCUGCCACUCUGUGGAGAACAAGGAGAGGAGCUCCAAAGACAUCAGUGUCUCUAUGUUGGACGACCUUCUCAGAGAGUCGAAGAACAUUCCGGACCCUGAGCUGGUGGUGAAGUUUGGCCCAGUCAACAGCACGUUGGGGUUCCUCCCCUGGCACAUCAGACUCACUGAAUUCAUCUCCCUGCCAUCCCACAGAAACGUCUCCUAUGAGGACCUUUUGGGCGUCCUGCAGCGGUACAGCUCCUGUCAGCAGAGGCUGGGACAGUGAUGGAGGUUCGGACUCCCCUCAUCGCGCUUCUGAUCCGUUUCAGCGCUGCCUCCAGGAUAACUUGGAGAUCUGGGCCUGCUCUUAGAAUAAAUUCAUUCCAAGGAUUUCUGGACACAAACCAUAGACCGGCUCACUCUGACACGAGGCCCUCCUGUCUCUCAUCAUCCACCGGCAGCAGCUCCAGAGGAUUACGUCUGUCUCAGGGACAGAAUUUUUCUGAGCACACGCAUUCAGGUGUUGUCAGACGGUUGUUCUCCUCUGUUCAACUCAAGGUGUGAAAUAAAGUGCUGAUCAUCCAGUGACAUUA